Daucus carota subsp. sativus is the source of this 1650-nucleotide messenger RNA. RefSeq names its product zinc finger protein WIP3. Lineage: Eukaryota; Viridiplantae; Streptophyta; Magnoliopsida; Apiales; Apiaceae. Gene Ontology annotation, molecular function: DNA-binding transcription factor activity. Gene Ontology annotation, cellular component: nucleus. Gene Ontology annotation, biological process: regulation of gene expression; anatomical structure development. The coding region runs from base 168 to 1238 and encodes 356 amino acids. The record is from RefSeq and is a predicted model, not a curated record. The transcript is spliced from 2 exons.
GUGUAACUUGUGAGAGAGAGAGAGAGAAGAGGCUUGGGAAAAGCAAAGAAAUUGCCAAAAACACAAAUCAAAUCAACACAUAGUGCAACCUAUUCCCACAUAAAAGUCCUCCCACACCACUUCAUAUAACCUCAUUCAUAUAUGGAGAGCCUUCAAGUUCUCCUCAAAUGUAUAGCCACUCCAUGGAACUAAUCAGUACCAUGAACACAAACAAGAAAUUGUGUUUCAAUGGCUCUAACUUCAUUCAAUGGCUCAAACCUGCAUCACCUUCUCCUUCUCCUUCCUCUUCUUCUUCCACCAUUUCAACCCAACAAGUCAAUGUUGAUAACAUCCCUAGCACCUUGAGUUUCUUCAAGUUUCCAGUCUACCUUCACCAGGCCCAUGAUCAUCAAGAAAAAGAAGACGAUGGACCGAUACGAUGUCUUCCUCUUCUGAAUCAGCUGAGUGAUCAUCAGAUAAGGCCUUUGAAAGAGGAGAGCCAGCAGGAGAUCAGAGAUAGGGAGGAGAAAGUUACUGUGUCUCUUCACAUAGGGUUGCCGAAUACCUCAUCAGCUCAUGACCAUAGUAGUGGAGAUAAUAAGACGGCUUUGGUUAAGGGUUUGGAGUGCUGUAAGGAGGAGAAAGGAGGAGAAGAGGAUAUUGAUGAAGAGGAUGAAUCCAUUAAGAGGAGUAAUUUCAUACAUGGAUGUAACUUUAAUGCUAAGAGUAGAUUUUGGAUCCCUACACCAGCUCAAAUACUUGUUGGACCUAUGCAGUUUGUUUGUUCCAUAUGCAACAAGGCCUUCAAUAGGUACAAUAAUAUGCAGAUGCAUAUGUGGGGGCAUGGAUCUGAAUACAGAAAAGGAGCUGAAUCCCUUAGAGGAACACAGCCAGCAGCAAUGCUUAGGCUCCCAUGCUACUGUUGCGCUCCGAUGUGCAAGAACAACAUUAACCAUCCAAGAGCCAAGCCACUGAAAGAUUUCAGAACCCUGCAGACUCACUACAAGAGAAAGCACGGUUCUAAGCCAUUUGCAUGCAGAAAAUGUGGCAAAGCAUUCGCAGUCAAAGGCGAUUGGAGAACGCAUGAAAAGAACUGUGGCAAGCUCUGGUACUGCACUUGUGGCUCCGAUUUCAAGCACAAGAGAUCACUCAAAGAUCACAUCAGGUCUUUCGGAAAAGGCCAUAAUCCUCAUCCUUCUCUUGAAGGUUUCGAAGAUGAAAAGGAAUGCAUCACCGGUUCUGAAGACGAGACUAAUUAAUCAACUAAUUAAUCUCUCCAACCCCUUUAUAAUUCUGCACUGCAAUUUCAUAUCAAAAUCUAGUUCAUCCAAGCUUGUGCUCUGGAACAAACAAUUCUCGAGCUUUCUGAGGGAAGCACUAUACAGGGAGAGGUUUGCUCCGGAGCAUUUGCUAGAGGAGGUGAGCUCUUAAUUACUUUUUAUUUAAUUUCCCAAGGACAGUUUCUCUAUCAAGUACCAUUCCAAUAAGGUUAGACUACCUUGAGGUCAUGAAGCAGAUGAAUUUUCUUCAAUCUUUUCUAGUAUUUGCAUGCAUGGGAGGAAAUUUCUCAGCUUCAUAGCUAAUUGGUGACCAUGAAUAAAUGGAUUGUAAUGUUCUGUUAGACUGUUUUUAUUAAAUUAUAUAUUGAUCAGUCAAUUUCUUUUUCCAUAA